This is a messenger RNA of Linum trigynum, 3741 nucleotides long. The record is from the annotation of a GenBank genome assembly. NCBI's taxonomy places the organism in Eukaryota, Viridiplantae, Streptophyta, Magnoliopsida, Malpighiales, Linaceae.
ACCUCACUUGUCCCAAAAUCCAAGCUUCUCUAUCUCUUCUUGCAUCUUCAAGCUCUUUUUCUUCCCAUAGUGAGCUCCAGAGUACAUCAUCCCAUAGUCUGCUUUUGCUCAAGAGAACAUUUUUAGAUCUCGCCACUUCCUAUCUCAUUUCAGUUUUCUGAACUCGUUUUGGGGAGGUGGUGGGUGAAUUGAUCAGUCUGUUCUACAGUAGUAUUUUUACUUUUGGUGGGAUACAGUAGCUUUUUCUUGAGACAAGUUCAACUAUAUAUAUAUCUUAUCAUUCCCAGUGAUUAGUUUCUACAUAUUUCCAGCUGUCUUUGGUAGAUUUGGCGGUGGUGGGUGGCCAUGGAAUCUGCAGAAUGCUAUGACGAGCUUUUAUUGGGAUCAGCAGCGGCAGCAGAGCAGGCAGGCAGCAGCAGUGUUUCAUCCUUUUAAUGAAUAGCUUCAAUAGCAGCAGGAAGAAGCAACCAUAACAGCAGAAAAAGAAAAGAAAAUAGAGCUUUGCCUUGAAGAAAUUGAACACCUUUCAUCCUUUUUUCCUUUUUCUUUCUUAACCUUGGAAGAUUGGGGAAUCUGGAUUUCCAGAGAAACCAGCAGCAGAAUUCUGUCUACCAAUUUCCUGAUCUGAGACCCCAAGAAGAAGAGCAGCAGCAGCAGCAAAAUCUAGCCUCCACGAUUCCACAGUACCACCACCACCUUCAAUUUCUACAGCAACACUAUGGGGAAGAAGCAGCCGUAAACAUUAGCUCCUCCAAUCCAACGGAGCUGCAGCUAGAGCAAGAACCCAACAACCCAGAACCAACCACUGAUUAUGUGAAGAGCAGGCGGGCGCAGAGAUCAAUGGGGACCAAGGGCGGCGGAGGAGGAGAGAUUAUUCAAGUCCAAGGAGGCCACAUUGUUCGCUCCACGGGCAGGAAAGACCGUCACAGCAAGGUCUACACCGCCAAAGGUCCCAGAGACCGCCGGGUCAGGCUCUCUGCCCACACCGCCAUCCAAUUCUACGAUGUGCAGGACCGCCUCGGCUACGACCGGCCCAGCAAAGCCGUCGAUUGGCUCAUCAAGAAGGCAAAAUCCUCCAUCGACAAACUGGCCGAGCUUCCUCCCUGGCAUCCCACCGCCGCCGCCGCCGACAGCGCUAAUGACGAGGAGGGUUUGGAAUCCGAACACAACCCCAGGGAACUGGACAUGGCAGAGCAAUCGGAGUCCUCUGGCUACGGCUUUCAGCUUCACCGGCAAUUGGGAGGCGAGAACGUCGGCAACCACUCCGCGCCGCCGUCGUUCCUUCAGAUAGAUCCCGACGGGAUUCCCGAGACCAUGAAAUCCUUCUUCCCCACCAGCUCGACCACCUUAUCCAUGAAUUUCCAGAGCUACCCACCCGAUCUAAUGUCCAGAACAGCCAAUCACAGCGAGGAUCUGGGCUUAUCGCUUCACUCGUUUCAAGACCAGGCCCUGAUUCCCCACGCCCAAUCCCACCAGCAGCAGCCGGAUACGGGUAAUACCCGACCGGGUACCCACCACAGCCUGUUCCAGACCGGGUCGGGCGGGUUCGAUGCGAAUUUCCAGAGAAUGGUGGCUUGGAGCGCCGAAUCGGGCGGCGGGAGCAGAGGUGACGGCGGCGGUGGUGGAGUGUUCGGAUUCAAUAAUAAUCCGCAUCAUCAUCAACUGUCGCCGCAUGCAGCAUUGAUGAUAGGCCAAGGUUCGUCGGGUUUGUCAUCUCAGAGGAGUCCCCUUCAGUCCAGUGGGUUUGUGCAGUCGAUUCGCGCUUGGAACGAUCUUCCGAUGGGCGCGGCUGCAGAGAACCAUCACCCACACCACCACCACCACCAACAACAACAACACAACAGCAGCAGCAGCAACCAGAGAGCCCACGAGUUCCAUCAGUCGCUGCUGUUCGGGAGCCGGUUUCUCGGGUCGGAAGGGAUUCAUGGGUUCCGCAUUCCGGCCAGGAUACACGGCGAGGAGGACGGCAGCGUCGUUUCUGACAGGGCGCCUUCCUCCGCUUCUCCCCGUUCAGCUGACCACUGAACUCUCUUCCAAUCACUUGAAGAAAUUAAAACAGAAAUUGGAAAAGGAAACCCACUUGCAUGCUUCUGCCAAGUUCCAGGUAAUUAAAUCCUAACUACCACCUCCCUUCUUCCAUUCAUAACUGUCCAUGCUAUUUGGUGAGUAGUUUAGUAACUAUAUUAGCUCUUUUUAAGAAAUAUUUUACAAUUGAUACACAGUUGUUUGUUUCUUGGUUGCUUUACCUCUUUUCCUAGGACACUAUGAGUCACGAAACAGGAAGAAGUAGAGGCGUUGCUGUGUGUGGGAUUAACUUCAGUGAGUUUGGCUUUGUAGGAAGUUUCAGAGGAAGGAGAAAAAAGGAAGACUUGGAGGGGAAUGAUCAUAGCUCUCUCUGUUUGUUGUUGUAUCUGUUUGUCUUGCAUUGCAUGUAGGUGGUGAGCUCUUCUCCCUCCAGAUUCCGAGGGAGUGGUUUGUUUUUGGUUUUACAAUUAAUUAAGCUUUCUUGUUAAGUGGGCACUCUUCCUGAUUUUCAGAUAACAUUUGGGAAAUACUGUUUUUGUUGUCUGUUCAAUUUGGCAUUCUGUUGUGUUGUGGGAUUGUUACACAUUUUGUAAUGUUGUCAAGUGAUAUUCUCGGCUGCUAAUUUAGAUUGAAAUGGAUGCACAUGUCGCCCACUGUUGCUGUCUUGUCUUGUCAUCGUCGAAAACUCGUCAGUACUCAACUUGCUUUUCUUUUGGUUUCGCAAAGCUUGGUAGUUAAGUUAACAAUGAGGGAGCGCUGUUGAUUAAUAAAAGCCAGCAGCUAUUAACAACUAUACAAGAUAUGGUCAUACUCAUAUGGUGCCGUGCUUCGCAGCGGGCCACCAUCGCCAUCGGAUUACUUGUCAAGCCCACGCUUUUAUGACUUUUGAUAGUGGGCAAAAGUGGGUUAGGCCCACUGUUAAUAGUUAUUUUGUUCCCUUUGAUAUAUGUGCCAAGCAUGGAAUUAAUUUCGGUAAAUAAUAUGUUUUAGUUAAACCUUUUUCAUAUUCUAAAAUAUUAGUCAAAUUUAUGAAAAUUUAAAUAAUUAGCCAUCCGUUAAUUUGUUGAACAAAUUUCCGUUAAUUGAUGCUGAGGUGGCAUAUUGAGUGUUGAGUUGGAAUGUUGUUGUGAUGUUGUUAAUCUUUAAUAAUCAUUUAAUAUCCUUUUAGUGUCUGAGCUUGUCAGGGAUUAUCAUAGGCUAGAGCAAAUGUGUCUUCUAAGUGUGUGGUUAACAUCGACAUCAUGAAGGCAUUUGACUCUGUAAAUUGGGACUUUCUUUUUUCAAUCAUGACUGCCAUGGGAUUGCCGGGGGUUUCUUACUUCUAGUCAAGGCUUGUAUUACAACUCCUCUUAUUAGUGUUGCCAUUAAUGGGGGUCUUUGUGGGAAAAUCUGAGCAAAGAAGGGACUUAGACAAGAGGGCCCUCUGCCCCUUACUUGUUUACUGUUGCUAUGAAAUUUUUUUAUUGUCUGAUUAAGAAGGCAGUAUAUGAAGGCCAGAUACCUUAUCGUCCGAGGCGUAAGCCUUUAGAGAUUACUCACCUUUGUUUUGCUGAUGACAUGAUGGUCUUUACAAACGGGUCAGUGAGAGGAGUAGCAGAGAUUACAAGGUUAUUAGAAGAAUUCUAUAGACAUUCAGGUCUUUAAAAUGCAACUCAACAAAGAGUUGAUUAUUCUGUGCAGGUAUUCCAAGAGGGGAAAUAGAGGCUAUUUUUGCAU